Messenger RNA from Beta vulgaris subsp. vulgaris (sugar beet), 2059 nucleotides. Its product is annotated as QWRF motif-containing protein 7. NCBI's taxonomy places the organism in Eukaryota, Viridiplantae, Streptophyta, Magnoliopsida, Caryophyllales, Amaranthaceae. Bases 408 to 1904 code for a protein of 498 amino acids. Gene Ontology annotation, biological process: centrosome cycle; spindle assembly. Gene Ontology annotation, molecular function: microtubule binding. The record is from RefSeq and is a predicted model, not a curated record. The transcript has 5 exons. Gene Ontology annotation, cellular component: cytoplasm; centrosome; nuclear microtubule.
UCUGUCCUGCAUUAAUUUACACAGAUGAGUUUUCAGGUAAAAUUUAACAAGUGAGAUUUUGCAAGAUUCAUCUUUGUUUUCAAAAUCUCAAUUUUACAAUUUUUAGCAAUACAUUGAUGAAUACUCCAUAGUCCAUAUGAUGCUCUAAAGUGUCUUAUAGACUGUGAAAGUUAACUGUGUCUGUAUGUGAAAAUCAACGUAAACUGAGUGUAUUUGUUGGUUGGUCUUAGGCCUUUGUCAAAUUAACUUCUGAGUACUUUCUUAAUAGUUUUGUCUUUCCUCUUGAAAAAAAUUUCCUGGUCUUUCGAAGGAAGUAGUCAUCUUGCUGGUGAAGUGUGACAGGUUAACUGCCAGUUGUACUUGAAGUAUAAAUUGACAAUUCUGUCGUAGUGGUAACCUUGACACAAAUGAUGAAAGUGACAGUUUUGAAGCUUAUGGACUCUGCCGUCUCGUUUAAUUGUUGCCUGAACGUGUUCGCAACUCCUCUUUUGCAUGCAACACUCCUACCACUAUGGUUUUUUGGUGUCAUUGCAUAUCAUAUAAAGGCUUCAUGUUCUACAAAACAUCUUAAUAAUCUCCAGAGACACCUCAAGAUGGAUACCAGCACUCCCAUCACUACUAACUCCAAAGCUCGUCGUCCUCAAUCUGCUGCCAUCCCUCGCUCGCCGCGCUUGAGUCGUAGUAGUAGUGGUACAUCAACCAGUUCUCUCUCAGAGUCUCGUGGGAUAUCCCCUCAUCGUUCUUCUAGUCGGGUCUCAUCUGUUUCUCUUCAAGAAAUCCGUUCUCUUGUAUCCACCUCUCCUCAACAGUCGUUAAGUCGUGUCUCAAGGUCCGCCACCACAUCCCCUCGACCCUCUUUUCAUCGGUCGAGGUCAACAACCAAGUCUAGGAGCACUUCUAAGGAGGAUAAAGAAGAGGAAAGCUACAACAUCCCCAUAUCCAAAAUAUUGUGCAGUCCGCAGAGAAAAAGCUUAGAUAGCAAUGAAGAUGUUCACACUUUGAGCCAGAGUAGUGUCACUAAGCUUAUUAGGUCGAGUUCUCAUAACACGUUGGCGAAGGUGGUUGGAAGGUCAUCGAUCAGUUCACCGUCUGCAUGGGCACGGUCACCCCGCCGCCCAUAUUCCGUUCCACCCUUGGCACCAGAUUCUCCGAAGGUGAAAGGUGUUAGUGGGGUUUUGAAGUACUUCAAUAAGCAAAAGAAGGUAUCUACAGUGCAGGAGGAAGAGUUUCAUCAAUACAAGAUUAUGCAUAAUAGGUUGCUUCAAUGGAGGUUUGUUAAUGCUAAAGCUGAGGUUGCUAUGGCUAAAGUUAAGAGGAAAGCAGAGGAGAAAGUGUUUGGUGUGUGGUUAAAAUUAUACAAAAUGAGAUAUGCAAUUGCAGAAAAGAGGAUGAAAGUGGAAAGGCUAAAGCAAAAAGUAAAGUUUCUUCAAAUUGUAAGCCCACAAAUUGAGCUUCUCAAUGAGUGGGAGAAGUUGGAGAAAAAAAAUUGUGAAGCUGUUGGUAGAGUUACUAGGAAGCUCUCUGCUUACUCUACAAAACUUCCAUUAGUUGAUGGUGCAAUGGCAGAUACAGUACCUGUAUAUAAUGCCAUGAAAGUAGCCUUGGAACUCACGGAAAAUAUCGAGGAAACCAUCAUAAAUCUCCAAUUACAGGCUGAAAGCGCAAGUGAAAUGCUAAGGGAACUUACGCAAACUGUUAAACAAAACAUGGAAUGCUUGCAAGAAUUGGAUAAGGAGAUUUCAACUGUUAUGUCCCUAGAGGCUUAUGAGAAAAGCCUGGUAGUACAUAUUUUACAAGCAACUAAGGAGCCAGAGGAAGACCAGAAGAACUGUAAACAACAUCUUAUGAAAUUCUUCAAAAACAAGGAGACAACUUUAAUGUUUCCCAUGUUGAACGUCUCUUAAUUAUAUCAAGAGGUUGUCUUCUCUUGCAUGUUACAUAUACAUACAUCAGCCCCCAAAGUGGCGAGGCUGAAAUUUUUUGUAUCAUGGGUCUUGAAAGGCCAAGUUUUGGAAGAAUGAUGUCAAUUUCUAUAAAGAAUGAUAUGUACCAAUGUCAG